AACAUUAACUAGCAAGAACCCCUGUGCUGCUGCUGCCCUGAACCAGAACUGGGUGUGCCAAGAUUAAAAGAGAGAGACAGCUGGAGUUUGCAGCAGUCAGGUACUGCUGCAUUUCAGGAUGGAGCCAUCCCCUUUUAAUAGAAGGCAGUGGACUUCACAUUCUCUGAGGAUCACCGCCAAAGAGUUGUCUCUGGUCAACAAGAACAAGUCAUUGGCUCUUGCAGAGAGGUUCUCAAGGUACCAAAAGGCAGCUGAGGAAGCAACUGCAGAGAAAAAAAGAAGUAAUGCAGAAAAUCUUCCCCCUCAUUUUAAAAGAGGGACCCUCAGCGUCUUGAAGAAGAAGUGGGAAAAUCCGGUUUCAGGGACGGAAGCUCGGAAGGAAACACUACGAAGCAGCUGUGCUGAGGUUAGGCAGAAGUCUGUCAGCCCCACUGGUGGAACUGAAGGCAGCUCUGUCUCCUUAGCAGAAAUUGACAAAACCUCAGGGAUUGGUCCCACAUCUCGACUCCAUUCCUCUUCCGGAGUGACUAGCCAGUUCAGAUAUCCCAGUGUUGACAGCAAAGAAGCAAAAGCCCAUUCACCCGAGAGUGGGAACAUGGAAAAUUGUCUCAGAGAGACCCAGCAAGAAGUAAGCAAACCUGAGGCCAAUGAAAACCCAGAUUCUUCAGGGAAGAUAGAGAAAUGUAGUGUUCCUCUGAGCAGGCUAAAGAUGAUGUUUGAGAGGGGAGAUGCAAACCAGACAAAGGUGCUUCGUGACCAGGGCAGGGCUGCUGUUAGUAGGAGAAUCUCAGAGAACAGCUUUUCAUCGGAGGACCUUGACUUCAGUUCUGGAGAAAGAAACCACAACGCCUCAGGUCAUCUUCCAUGCAGCUCUCCGACAUCCAGCCCAGAGAGCAGGAAAAACCAGGAGACAUCUCGUUUGCCAGAAACGUCAGUCAAGGAUAGACUUGCUAAAUACCAGGCAGCUGUAUCCAAGCAGGGCAGCGCCAGCAAUCAGUUGAAUGAGAUUCGAACCAAUGAAAAUGAAGUCAAGAAUUACAGUUGUGAGCUGAAAGAAAAUUGGCCUCCAAGCGCUGAAGAUUUCUUUCCACAGCAGGAUGGGGAGAAGGUUGCCAUAGGUGAUGGUCUGAAUUUCAGCCUCUGUGAAGAUAGCACCAAUGGAUUUAACUCCCAGAAAGAAAUUGAAGCCCUGAGGUCAGUCUAUGCCAAACAGAGUCCAGAUUCUAAAACAUCCAGCCAGCCAGAUACUUCUCUGCCCAAAUCAGUGAAGAAGUUCCAGCUGCCAGCAAAGGAAACAUGCUUUGCGUGCAAGAAGACAGUUUAUCCGAUGGAGCGCCUCUUUGCCAACCAGCAAGUUUACCAUAUCAGCUGCUUCCGCUGUUCUUACUGUAACAGCAGACUCACGCUUGGAACAUAUGCAUCUCUUCAUGGCAGCAUUUACUGCAAGCCUCAUUUUAACCAGCUCUUUAAAUCCAAAGGCAACUAUGAUGAAGGCUUUGGGCAUAAGCCACACAAGGAACUAUGGGUAAGCAAAACAGAGAAUGAAGAAUCCCCAGAGAAACCUGCUUCUGUUGGGAGUGCAACAGAUGGUCCCCAAAGUCCUGGGGUAGAGGAUGCACCAAUUGCAAAAGUUGGAGUUCUGGCGGCCAGCAUGGAAGCGAAAGCUGCCGGCAUGCCAGAAAAGGAAGAGAGACCAACUGAAACAAAGAAACUGAAGAUUGCCUGGCCACCACCUGCUGAGCAAGGUAGUCAAGGCAGUGUCUUGGAAGAAGGCAUCAAAGUGUUGAAGCCCAAAUGGCCCCCAGAGGAUGAGGUUUCUAAGCCUGAUAAUGAGGAAGAUGUAGACCAAGACCUUAAAAAAUUACGAAGGUCCUCUUCACUGAAAGAAAGGAGCCGGCCAUUUACAGUGGCAGCCUCUUUUAGAACAAUGUCUGUUAAGAGCCAUAGAACUGAUAGUGGAUCUCAUUCAAAAACUGAAAGGAGUGCUGUCAGGCGACGGGAGGAACUGGCCAAGGAAAUGCUGGUGGAAGACAAGCUGAAUGAGGAAAGCAAGACAGCGAAUCCUGAAAACACCUCCAGUGUAGAAGAGAUGGAAGAGGAGACUAAAGAAUUGGAGAAAGAGAAGGGAGAGGCAGGAGGAGGGGGAGGAGAGAGUCUGGUUGCAAAUGGCCAGGGGGGUGCAGAGAUGGAUGAGGAAGAAGAAAAUGUGGAAAAGCAGUCUGAGUCUUUGGGAAAAGCUGCAUCUAUUCUUACAUCUCCUACGCAUGUAGUCCUCAGUUCUGCAACCACAAGAGAUUUAUCCUUUAGUCCAAAUCGUAAAUCUCAAGAUGUUGGCUUUUUUGAAGGCGAAGACCUGGAAGAUUUGACAGUGGAAGAACAGAUCAAGAGGAACAGAUACUAUGAGGACGAGGAGGAGGAAGGAGAAUAAAUUUGCUUUACUAGAGAACUUACUGCAAGGUGCUGGGCCUUAAAUUAAUGUGUGCGUUUAAUUGGGGUGGGGGGGGUGUUCUUUUUUCCUAAAAGUGGCUGCCCUCUGCAGAAAUAACAGUGCCACAAGUUGACACAUAAGGGAAACCAUGAAGACUUGCUCAGAUUUGUAUUGCAUAGGAAAGUUCAUUGGAAACCUGCAAGAAUGUAAUUAAUUUUGUGGAAAUUAAUUAGUUUGCAUUAAAACUAUCGGUGUGGGGAUAGCUGCUACCACUUCAAUUGAGCAAAACUACACUUUUUUUGAGAACCCAUUCAAUAUCCUAAUAACUUCUUUAAUAAGUUUAUCCGCUUCUGCUUUCAGUAGCUUGAAAUUUUUACAGAAUUUUGCUAUAAUCCAUGAAGCUGAAGUGGAGGAAACAGGCUUCUUCUUUUGAAGUACACUACCACUAACAAUCAGAUUUCAGUGCUUAGGGACCAAUUCUGAAGGGAGGGAGGGGGGGGGGACAGAGUUUGCUUUAAAUGGUGACUGCACUUUAAUAUAUGUGUAAAGGCACAAUGGAUAACUGGGAUACGUUUUAAUAGUGAAAACACUGUUUUCUAGAUGUCCAGCAACUAUGUAUCUUAAAUAUGCAGUCAGAGUGAUUUUAUGCUUGGCAGCAAUCAGGAGAGAAACUUUCUUUGCACUUUGCUCUUUUGCAUGCAACUUUUGUUGUUGCAAAUCAGGACCUAGGUGAAUCUGAGCCUCCUGGCUGGCCAGUGUGACAAAGUACUGUCCUCAUAUUUAGAUUAGAACCAUGACCUUUUAAUUUCCAAGAAGAAUACUAAAUUGAGGAACUGUCUGUGUAGAGGGCAAAUCUUCUGUCCAGUGUAUUACUACUUGCAUUCCACAUUUUUGUCUUCCUGAUUCAUAUUUUCUACUUGAAGCUUCCACUCUCCUUUAUGACUCUUGGAUGCAAAUCCUAAAUUAAGAAAUUCUACAUGCACCAAACUGCCAGAUAUUAAGAAUCAGCAUAAAAAUUACACAUGCAGAACAAAUAAAAGCUGCAUGAUUAAAAAAGACACCAUAGUGAGAUUUUUCUUGGGACUGAUUCUCCUAGCAUUGUGUGUGUUAGUGUUUUUCAACAUGACUGCAUGUAUUUUAUAAAUCAUAGUAUUUUUGAGCUGGGUGGAGGGGUUUUUCUCCAGUAGUUUUUAAUCUUUUGUAAUUUGUUUACUUAAAUUAGCUCUAACUAUAUUUUAGACUUGUAAAAUAUUCUGCUUUCUUACAAUCUUGCCGAGUAUGAAACAUUUUUAUUCAAUAAAGGCUCUGUCAUUUUUACUGUU
Molecule: messenger RNA, 3750 nt
Organism: Heteronotia binoei (common prickly gecko)
Lineage: Eukaryota; Metazoa; Chordata; Lepidosauria; Squamata; Gekkonidae
Gene: LIMA1
Product: LIM domain and actin binding 1
Exons: 11
Coding region: 119-2428 (769 amino acids)
Biological process (GO): actin filament bundle assembly
Cellular component (GO): plasma membrane; actin cytoskeleton
Molecular function (GO): actin filament binding
Source: RefSeq, a predicted model, not a curated record